GUCAUUUAAAUGCAUCAGAGCAGCGUGGUGGGUCUGUCCAUGAUGUCAAAACCAGGCUCUGUGGUUGUAACAGCAGCUUGCACAGGUACCAGUUUGGAAAGCGAAGGGUUUUAUCCGGAUCACCAUAUAUGGAGCGGAGCGGAGGGUGACGGACAGGCGGCAGACGGAGUUCUCCGCCCGUGAGCGCAUCUCAGGCCGGACCGCGGGAAUGGGGGAGGCGGAGUUAACGCGUUAAAUGAGUCAUGAGCCACGACAAAAAAUUCCGACAGUUGCAACUUGAAACUUAAACGGUAAAAUGCUUUAUAAGCGCUUGCGUCCCACAGAGGAGUAUUAUUAAGCAAGAUAACUGUACCGUCUGAGUCAGAUCUCGGUUUUUAAGGACAGACGACACGGGUCACAGGUCGACUAAGAAUAAAUCAAGAUAUUAGACAAGUUAGUGAAACAAAGUGUUCUGGAUUUAAACCACGAGAACGAGAUGGAGUUAACGAAGACGUUUCUCUGCUUUUUUGGGAUGAUGUGUGCGCUGACAGCCACAGGCGGAGCGGAGGCAGCAGAGCGAGACCACUUCCCUGCAGCCUCUGAUCUCACCUGGGUCUCCUUCAACUUCAAGACCAUCCUGCAGUGGGGCCCGCAGCCGUCCAACUUCUCCUACACGGUGGAGUUCUCUCAGCUGGGAGAGAACAGGAAGAGGAACCCACACUGCAUCAGGACCUCCGACACAGAGUGUGACCUCACCAACGACCUCCGACUCCUGAGGGCCACCUACUCGGCUGACGUCCUAUCAGAGCCCUUACCUGGCGUGACCUCUGACCUGGUGGAGUUCCCCUUUGCCCGUGCUCCGCAGUUCAACCCCUACACAGACACCCUGAUAGGCCGGCCAGAGUUCCGUGUGGAGUGGGGGGAGGACAGGACGCGGGUGAGGCUGCUGGUCAGCGACCCCCCCACCCCCCUGUUCAGGGAGGGCGUGAUGCAGAGCAUCAGAGACGUGUUCCUGAAGGACCUGCACUACCGGGUCAGAUACAACAAGGCUGGCAGCACGGGCAAGAAGGAGCAGACUUCCAGGAAGAGCGAGGUGGAGGUGGGGGGUCUGGACCGAGGGCAGAGCUACUGCUUCAGAGUAGCGGCCUACCUGCCCUCCAGACCAGCAGAGCGCAGGCUGGGCCAGUGGAGCAGGCCUCAGUGCUCUGGGGGAGACAGGAGCAUCUUCCAGGAGUUCAGCACAGGGGUGAUAGUGGGAGCCAUCUUCAUCCUCCUCACCUUCCUCAUCCUCACCCUCCUCCUGGUGGGGCUCUGCUGCCGCUGCUGCUGUCGCCACGGAGACAAGACCAGCAGCAAGGAGGACCUGGCCAUGACUCACGUCUAGAGAGAGAGUGUGUGUGAGAGAGUGUGAGAGUGUGUGUGAGAGAGUGUGAGAGUGUGUGUGAGAGUGUGUGCGUGUGUGGAGUGUGUGUUUCUGCGGGGGUAUGUGGGUAUGUGUGUGUGUUGAGAGUAACAGAGAAUUUAAAAUAAUGUUUGGGUAUUCAGUGUACGUGUGUGCAUUCGGUGUAUGUGGUGUGUGUGUAUGUGGUACCAAGUUACACCUUAACUGGAAUCACCUUCCCAAGUGGAGGAAACCAUGUUCCUCUGUUUUGUUUUUGCACAAACGUGUCUGACACUGGAUUCUGGUUUCUGUGAAGCCCACUGACUUUACAUGUCCUCUGAUCCAAGAUGGCUGAAGUCAUUAGAUCCAAGAUGGCGGAUGUCUAGGAUCAGUUAUAAUCUGUGUGUGUGUGUGUGUGUGUGUGUGUGUUACAGUCACAGUGUUUGUCUGAAUUAAGCUCAUUAUCAGCUGGUCUCCUAGUGAGUAAUCUAAUAGCAAUUUUGUUCAAGAAUAUUUAUUAUUUUAUACAAUUGAAUGUUUACAAUGUUUUACUUUUCAAGUGCAGUAUUAAGAAGAUACACUUUCGAUGUUGAUUUUAUACUUUUAAAUGAUAUUUAUUUCCGUUUUGUCAUUAUAUAUUUAUUUAAUCAGGAUGUGCAGCAAGUGUGUGUGUGAAGUUCAUUUGUCUGUAUAAUGUGCAGCUGGUGCCCUUUAGUACAGCUCUGGAAACAGAAGCUAAAGCGAGGUUAUGAAUGGCUCCCUAUUAAUCCCUGAGGCGUUACUAAACUUACACUUUUAUAAUAAAAUAUUCAGAGGGAACAUCUGAUUGUUUUGUUCUUUGUUUGCAUCUGGAGGUGUUAGAGCGCCAUCUAAGGGCUUGUCCAGAGAACUGCAUCUGGAUGCUCUCCUGAUACUACAGAACGCUGCAAAACAUCAAAGGGGCGAUUGACUGUUUUUUUGGGGUAUUUCACACUGUUCCUUAAGGUCUCCGAAUAGGGUAUGUAACAUUGGUUGGGCUGAAAAUGGCCCGGUGCUGUUCUAUGCCCCCUGAUAGAUCCAGUGAAAUUUUACCGGGAAAAAACGGUAGGUUUUCUCCUUUUAUGGUAUUCUCAUGAAUAUAUAGAUGAGCUGCGCGCUGAUUGGUUGGUUUACAACGAGUGAAGCUGCGGAGCAAAGAUGCAACACGGCCACAGCACUCACUGA
Osmerus eperlanus (European smelt) is the source of this 2563-nucleotide messenger RNA. Its product is annotated as tissue factor-like. The coding region runs from base 476 to 1363 and encodes 295 amino acids. Gene Ontology annotation, biological process: cytokine-mediated signaling pathway; blood coagulation. Lineage: Eukaryota; Metazoa; Chordata; Actinopteri; Osmeriformes; Osmeridae. Gene Ontology annotation, cellular component: plasma membrane. Gene Ontology annotation, molecular function: cytokine receptor activity; protein binding. The record is from RefSeq and is a predicted model, not a curated record. The transcript has 6 exons.